UUUUGUGGUCAUGCUUCUGGUGCAUCUGGGUUCUCUGUUAUCUGUCACUGUCAUAUAUACACAAGAUAAGAUAUGACAAUUAUGACAUGACAUGAAUGAAGAAUACAUAAGGAAGAAUUAAAAUCUACAGUUGUCCUUUAUAAACAUGACGACCGAACAAAAAUUUAAUGCUGCUGUGAAUGUCAUCAGAAGUUUACCAAAAAAUGGUUCCUACCAACCCAGUAAUGAAUUGAUGCUUAGAUUUUACGCAUAUUUUAAACAAGCAACAAACGGAACAUGCGCAGGAUCGCGCCCCGCUUUUUGGGAUAUUGUAGGAAGAGCAAAGUAUGACGCUUGGAAGAGCCUUGGCGAUAUGCCUAAGCAAGAGGCAAUGACAAAAUAUGUCGAUGAAUUACAUUCGAUAGUAGAAACUAUGAGCUAUUCAGAUAAGGUAGCUAAUUUCCUAGAAGCUCCUACCAAUGAAUUAGAUGCAAUAAAUUUUGACGACUUGGAGUUAAUUGCUGGAGAUGUUAUCGAAAGAGUUAGAUCACAACCUAAUUCACCUUUAGCAUCAAGAGAAGGUUCUCCAAUUAGGUUUGGUUCUAAAAGUCCCAGUGCAGGAUCAACUCCUUCUGUUGCUCCCAGUACUCCAGAUGACUCAGAUCACAGUGAUGAUGAAUAUAUUGACACGAUAGAGGUAUUUAAUCCUGAUCCCCAAAGAAUGAACAUAUCACACGACGUUAUUCCAAAUGGAUACAUACAAACAGCACAAAAUCAACAUACGUCAAGAUCAAAAAUUAAAUCCACUACAAAUGUAGAUGUGUCACAGGAAAUAUCUUUGGCUGUACAAAGCCUGCGAGCGGAUAUCGAAAAUAUAUCGAAGAAAGUUAAUUCGUUGGAAAAUGCAAAUAGGUUGGUAGCGAAACGACAAAAGAGAUUAUUUCCAGGAGUCCCGAAUAAUUUCUUAGUUUUUGUCAUAGCAUGGCCUUUUAUAGCCACAUUUAUCAUGAAUCGAUAUUUGUAUCGAAGGAAUCUUUAGGAAAAUUUGAACAAAUGUGAAGUUUAGAUACCUGAUACUGUAGAAAAAAACUAGUCUUUUAAUAUCAAAUUGUUUUUUCGAAGUAGACUGUCGAGGAUAGCGAUUUAUAAGAACUUAACAUUGACAAAAGGCCUGCUACCAGUAGACAAAAAAUAAAUAAUCCUAUAUUUCAUCCAAGGAAACAAAAAAAUAAAUUUAAUUUAAUAGCUGUCUAUAAAAUAACGUGAUUCAUGUUGUAAAACACUUUUUCUUUUCAUAUAUUAGCGACAAGUACAUAAUUGAAUUAUCCAUCUCAUGAUAAUAAGUAAUUAUACCUUUACUGUAACUAAUAUGUAACAUAUAACCAAAACUGGUACGUAAUACUUUAUGCAUUAAUUUUAGAGACAUUUUUUUCAGCAUAAUGUUCAUUACACUUCAAGUGAUAUGUUCAGAUUCAAUUUAAACGAUAUUUUGUAUUGGUAUUUUUGUUUCUUGAAGAAUAUUUUUCUUGUUUGACAGACCAUGCAAGCACUGAGAAACUUAAGUGCGAUUAAUUACUUAGAAAUGUCUAGUUGUUUUUAUUUUCGAAGGACUUGUGUUUCUGCUUCUCUAGAUAUUCUGCAAAAUCCUGCUCGAAGGACCAAAUACGAUGAUUGCAUUUUACGCUAGAUACCACACAGUUCAAUGUUUAGAGUCAACAAGGUUUUUCCAUUUAAAAUGUUGUGGAGUGCUGAUUCAUGUAUAUUUUGCAUCUGCUAUCUGGUGCUACUUAUAAUUAAACUGUAUCAAAUAAAAAAAUGACUAUAGCGUAAACUUUGAACUACCACAGUUUGAUAUUUUGUUCUUCUUAAAGGUACAUUUUUACAUUGGAAGAGAAUAAAGGGCACAUGCUAUUAUGUUUUGGUGUCAACACUUCCAGUUUGAGCGGGCGAACAAAUACAAAUAUUGGAAUGAGUAAUAGUGAACAAUUGUUAGAAUCAAAAACAGAAGAAAGAAUAAGAAAGAAAACAUUCCAAAUCUGAAACAUUUCAUGUUUCAUUGGUUUCUCUGAAAGUUAACAGCAAUUGUAUAAUUUUUCAUAAAUAGAUUUUAUACAAUUUUAGAUCAAAUUGAGAUCAAUUUGUCGACAGACACGGGAAUGAUAAAAAAAUAGAAUUGUACAUACUAUUAAUAUUAAUACAAUUCUGUAAUAUUAUUAGUUGGUUGCAUCUACACGCCACACCUUGUAGAUGGUAGUCGAUAGAAAUUAAUAUUAAGCGUUUAAGACAUACAGAAAAAAUUGUCAUAACCCAAUUUAGUGUAUCAAACAUCUUUGGUAAUUUUAGUUAAAAAAUAAACUCUUGUUUUACGUUUUUGUUUCCAGAUCAGAAGCAGUUUUGUUAUGUUGUAUAUAGUUUUGUUUCAAAACUUAACAAAAUAGGAUAGUUUCUUUCAUUAAAGCAUUCUACUUUCAAAACGCUUACAGUAUGGAAUCUUAAACAUCAAGUAAAUAAUUUAUUUGAUAUUUGUAACAAGAUAUUUCAUAAUAACGGACAGACCACAAAAAGAAAAAUAUUUACAGCAUCUAAUUCAUGAUUUUUCACAUAUGUAUGAAAACUUUUCACACUUUAAGUAAAUCUUGAAUAUAAGAUCCAGUAAUCAUUGUAAAGCCCAUCUCUAAUUUAAAUAUCUAGCGGUAUAACAAUAUUAUGGCCUUUAAUGUAACACUAAGUAGUAAGUAUUUUGUCAAUGUUUCUUAAAUGUUGUGGUUAUAGCUAAACCAACUCAAAUGGACGUUAAAAAUUAUUCUGGUAUCUAAAUUCUUCAUAAUUAAAUGGUAAUGUCUUAAAUAUAAUCAAGCUGGUUCAAUUUUAGGGGAUUUUUAAUUGUAGGUGGUCUCAGCCAAUAUCCAUAUUGAUAUAUAAAGGUUGUAAGAUUAUUUUAUUUUCUAUUGUUGGUGAUAUUUAAGUAAACUUAUACAAUGUCAUAUUUUAAUUGUUAUGUAUAUAUGAAGUUUUAUAUUAUUUUGGUUUAAAAUAAACGAUUGAAAGUGUUUGAUAGUAUUUUGAUACGACAAUGCACAAAAUAAUCUUUGAGUAUAUUAAUUUUGACCUCAAAACAAUUAAACAAUAUUUUAUGUUGCCAACAUUAUUAUAAAAAGCUUUUUAAUAAUUCAAAGAAGACUAGUCAAAAAACUUUUUUUAAUAAAAGUUUUAAAAUGCUAUUAAUCAGUUUCAUCUUUUUAUUCUGGUGUUGUCAA
This is a messenger RNA of Diabrotica balteata, 3236 nucleotides long. Lineage: Eukaryota; Metazoa; Arthropoda; Insecta; Coleoptera; Chrysomelidae. The record is from the annotation of a GenBank genome assembly.